AUGGACCGACCGACCGGAGAUUUGACUACCGAACGUUUGGUGCUGCGACUCGUGGACCCAAAUAAUAGCGAACACUGCAGGCGCUUCAUUCGGGUGCUCAGCGACCCAAGUGCCGGACUCGGCGGCAAUGCGCAGGUCGGCAUCAAGACAGUCAAACACGUACAAGCCAAGCACAAGAGACAUAUGCCCAAGCAGGAGCUCUGCACGAAAGCACCAGCACCCCCCGGCAUGAUCCACCUCGUGUACCUGAAGCCUCCCGAAGGCAAGGAGGAGACAGAAGACGACCUCAUCGGCCUUGUCAGCGUCAGUUUUCGGUCGGAAAUGCCCUAUCCAGACCUUGGGUACGCGUUCUACCAGCCACACUGGGGUCGUGGCUACGCAUCCGAGGCCGGCCGUGCAGUCACGAGCUUCUGGCGGGACGAAGUUGGGGUGAAGGAGAUGUUUAUCGCCGCCAUGGACAACAAUGUCAAGUCGCAGAGGGUUGCUGAGAAAUGUGGCUUCGUCCGCGCUGGUGGGUUCGACGUUGUGUUCGGGAUCAGUGAGAAUCAGAAAUGCUUCUCGGCUACUGCUUACGUACUCCCGGGUAUGGAAUGGUGUGAAUGGAAAGCAGACGGAAGUCGGACGGCCAUCUACCCGACUGUUGGGACUGAUGAGAAGCUGGAGGAGAUCGGUGACAUUGCUGUACCCUAG
This is a messenger RNA of Anthostomella pinea, 690 nucleotides long. The record is from the annotation of a GenBank genome assembly. NCBI's taxonomy places the organism in Eukaryota, Fungi, Ascomycota, Sordariomycetes, Xylariales, Xylariaceae.